Cryptotermes secundus is the source of this 6442-nucleotide messenger RNA. RefSeq names its product myosin heavy chain, muscle (gene Mhc). Gene Ontology annotation, molecular function: ATP binding; cytoskeletal motor activity; actin filament binding. The record is from RefSeq and is a predicted model, not a curated record. Lineage: Eukaryota; Metazoa; Arthropoda; Insecta; Blattodea; Kalotermitidae. Gene Ontology annotation, cellular component: myosin complex. The transcript is spliced from 39 exons. Bases 88 to 6000 code for a protein of 1970 amino acids.
UCCAUGUUUCUGGUGGUUGCAGGAAGGCUUCUGGGCUGUUCACACGUGUCUCAAUAGCCCGCUUCUUCAGUCCGUACCGAUAGCAUCAUGCCGAAGGUGUUGCAGCAAGAAGGCGAUGACCCAGACCCCACGCCUUACCUGUUCGUCUCUCUUGAGCAGAAGCGUCAAGAUCAGACUAAGCCUUAUGAUGCCAAGAAGGCGUGCUGGGUGCCAGAUGAGAAGGAAGGUUAUGUCCUCGGUGAAAUCAAGGCCACCAAAGGAGACUUAGUCACCGUCAACCUGCCUAAUGGCGAGGACAAGGCCGUGAAGAAGGACGUACUUUGUCAAGUGAACCCACCAAAGUUCGAGAAAGUUGAAGACAUGGCCGACCUGACGUACCUGAACGAAGCAAGUGUCCUUCAUAACCUGCGACAACGCUAUUACUGCAAAUUGAUUUAUACCUAUUCCGGCUUGUUCUGUGUGGCUAUCAACCCCUACAAGCGCUUCCCUGUGUACACUCUGAGGUGUGCCAAACUGUACCGUGGCAAGAGACGUAAUGAAGUGCCACCCCACAUCUUUGCCAUCUCUGACGGUGCUUACGUUAACAUGCUUACCAAUCGUGAGAAUCAGUCCAUGUUGAUCACUGGCGAGUCUGGAGCCGGUAAGACUGAGAACACGAAGAAAGUAAUUGCGUAUUUCGCCACUGUGGGCGCCAGUCAGAAGAAGGACGAGGCCUCCCAGAAGAAGGGAAGCUUGGAGGACCAGGUCGUCCAAACCAACCCUGUACUUGAAGCCUUUGGUAACGCCAAGACCGUCCGAAAUGACAAUUCUUCUCGUUUCGGUAAAUUCAUUCGUAUUCACUUCGGUCCAUCUGGCAAACUCGCUGGUGCCGAUAUCGAGACAUAUCUGCUGGAGAAGGCCCGUGUCAUCUCCCAACAGGCUCUGGAACGGUCUUACCACAUUUUCUACCAGAUUAUGUCUGGUUCAGUUCCUGGAGUCAAAGAAUUGUGUUUACUGUCCAACGACAUCAACGACUAUUAUUACGUAUCCCAAGGCAAGACCACAAUUCCUAAUGUGGAUGAUGGUGAAGAAGGGAUAUUGACUGAUCAAGCCUUCGAUGUGCUGGGUUUCACACAAGAAGAAAAGGACAAUGUAUACAAAAUAACGGCCUCUGUGAUGCACAUGGGCGGCAUGAAGUUCAAACAGAGAGGCCGAGAGGAGCAGGCUGAGGCAGAUGGAGUAGAGGAAGGUACAAAGGUAGCUAAGCUGCUGGGAACUGAUCCCGAGGAACUUUACAAGAACUUCCUGAAGCCCAAGAUCAAGGUCGGCAAUGAAUUUGUGACCCAGGGUAGGAACAAGGAUCAGGUCUAUUACUCUGUGGGUGCCAUGUCCAAGGCUAUGUUCGAUCGGACGUUCAAAUGGCUGGUGAAGAAGUGUAACGAAACCCUGGACACAAAGCAGAAGAGGCAACAUUUCAUUGGUGUGCUGGAUAUCGCCGGCUUCGAGAUUUUCGAUUACAAUGGCUUCGAGCAACUGUGUAUCAACUUCACAAAUGAGAAACUUCAACAGUUCUUCAAUCAUCAUAUGUUUGUGCUGGAACAAGAAGAAUACAAGAAAGAAGGAAUCGAUUGGGCUUUCAUUGACUUUGGCAUGGAUUUACUGGCUUGCAUUGAACUCAUUGAGAAGCCUAUGGGUAUCCUGUCAAUCCUUGAGGAAGAGUCUAUGUUCCCUAAGGCUACUGACAAGACCUUUGAGGAAAAGCUGAUGAACAACCAUCUGGGCAAGUCUCCCAACUUCCAGAAGCCUAAGCCACCAAAACCAGGACAACAAGCUGCUCAUUUUGCCAUUGGCCAUUAUGCAGGCACUGUUUCUUACAACAUCACUGGAUGGCUUGAGAAGAACAAGGAUCCUCUAAACGACACUGUUGUUGACCAGUUCAAGAAGUCCAACAACAAGUUGGUGGUUGAGAUCUUUGCCGACCAUCCUGGACAAUCCGGCGGUGCUGAAGCUGCUGGUGGCGGCGGUGGAAAGGGAGGAGCGAAGAGGGCAAAGGGGUCCGGAUUCCAGACCGUAUCUUCCUUGUACCGGGAGCAGCUGAACAACUUGAUGACAACACUAAGGAGCACCCAGCCACACUUCGUCCGUUGCAUCAUCCCCAACGAGUUGAAGCAGCCAGGUCUCAUCGACUCCCACUUGGUGAUGCACCAGCUCACCUGUAACGGUGUACUUGAAGGUAUACGUAUCUGCCGUAAGGGAUUCCCCAACAGGAUGGUUUACCCCGAUUUCAAGCUGCGAUACAAGAUUCUAGCUCCACAUGAGGCCGACAAAGCUGGCGACGACCCGAAGCAAGUUGCACAAGCACUUUUGGACGCUGUGAACCUGGACAGUAACUCUUACCGACUGGGUCACACCAAGGUGUUCUUCCGAGCUGGUGUCCUGGGUCAGAUGGAAGAACUACGAGACGAACGUCUUGCCAAGAUCAUCACCUGGUUCCAGGCAUGGAUCAGGGCUUACAUUGCCCGCAAGGAAUACAAGAAGUUGCAGGACCAGAGGAUCGCUCUCCAGGUGGUGCAGCGAAACCUCCGAAAGUACCUGCAGCUGCGCACAUGGCCAUGGUGGAAACUGUGGCAGAAGGUGAAGCCUAUGUUGAACGUCACGCGGAUAGAGGACGAGAUGAAGAAACUGGAGGAGAAAGUCCAGAAGGCUCAGGAAGCCUUCGAGAAAGAAGAGAAAUUGCGCAAGGAGGUUGAAGCCCUCAACGCUAAAUUGCUACAGGAGAAGACAGAACUGCUGGCUAGUCUGGAAGGUGAGAAGGGUACCCUUUCCGACGUACAAGAGAGAGCCAAUAAGCUCCAGGCGCAAAAGACAGACCUCGAAUCCCAGCUACACGACACUCAAGAGCGACUGCAGCAAGAAGAGGAUGCACGCAACCAGUUGUUCCAGAGCAAGAAGAAACUUGAGCAGGAAGUCUCAGGCCUCAAAAAGGACAUCGAGGAUCUGGAACUUAACGUACAGAAGGCAGAGCAGGACAAGGCGACAAAGGACCACCAGAUUCGCAACCUUAACGAUGAGAUUGCUCACCAGGACGAGCUGAUCAACAAGCUCAACAAGGAAAAGAAGAACCAGGGAGAGACCAAUCAGAAGACAGCUGAGGAACUCCAGGCCGCUGAAGACAAGGUCAACCACCUGAACAAGGUGAAGGCCAAGCUGGAGCAGACCCUGGAUGAGCUUGAGGACUCCCUUGAACGUGAGAAGAAGUUGCGUGGUGAUGUUGAAAAGGCCAAGCGAAAAGUUGAGGGUGACCUGAAGUUGACGCAGGAGGCUGUGUCCGACCUUGAGCGCAACAAGAAGGAACUUGAGCAGACAAUCCAGCGCAAGGACAAGGAGAUCUCUUCCCUGGCUGCCAAGCUUGAGGAUGAACAGUCCCUUGUGGCCAAGCUGCAAAAGCAGAUCAAGGAACUGCAGGCCCGCAUUGAAGAGCUCGAAGAAGAACUCGAAGCUGAACGCCAAGCGAGAGCCAAGGCCGAGAAGCAGCGCUCAGACCUCGCCCGAGAACUUGAGGAGCUGGGAGAACGUCUUGAGGAGGCUGGAGGCGCCACCUCAGCCCAGAUCGAACUGAACAAGAAGCGAGAGGCUGAGCUUGCCAAGCUGCGCCGAGACCUGGAGGAGGCCAACAUCCAGCAUGAGGGUACUCUGGCCAACUUGCGCAAGAAGCACAAUGACGCCGUGGCCGAGAUGGGAGAGCAGAUCGACCAGCUGAAUAAACUGAAGGCCAAAGCCGAAAAGGACAAGGCUCAAUUUGGUGCAGAGUUGAACGACCUCCGUGCUGGUGUGGACCAUUUGUCCAACGAGAAGGCUGCAGCUGAGAAGGUUGCCAAGCAAAUCCAGCACCAAUUGAACGAGGUGCAGGGUAAGCUGGAUGAAACCAACCGAACCCUUAAUGACUUCGAUGCUGCCAAGAAGAAGCUGUCCAUUGAGAACUCAGACCUGCUGAGGCAGUUGGAGGAAGCCGAGUCGCAGGUGUCACAGCUCAGCAAGCUCAAGAUCUCCCUUACCACCCAACUUGAGGAUACCAAACGCUUGGCUGAUGAGGAGUCCAGGGAGCGUGCAACUCUCCUGGGCAAGUUCCGCAACCUGGAACAUGACCUGGACAACCUGCGCGAGCAGGUAGAGGAGGAGGCCGAGGGCAAGGCUGACAUCCAGCGUCAGCUCUCCAAGGCUAAUGCUGAGGCCCAGCUGUGGCGUUCCAAGUACGAGUCCGAAGGUGUGGCCCGUGCUGAAGAACUUGAGGAAGCCAAGCGGAAGCUGCAGGCCAGGCUUGCUGAGGCCGAGGAGACCAUUGAGUCUCUGAACCAGAAGGUUGUAGCCCUGGAGAAGACCAAGCAGAGGCUGUCUACUGAGGUCGAGGACCUGCAGUUGGAGGUUGACCGUGCAACUGCCAUUGCAAAUGCUGCCGAGAAGAAGCAGAAGGCAUUUGACAAGAUCAUCGGUGAAUGGAAGCUUAAGGUUGAUGACUUGGCUGCAGAACUUGAUGCUAGUCAGAAGGAGUGCCGUAACUAUUCCACUGAGCUGUUCCGUCUCAAGGGUGCCUAUGAGGAGGGCCAGGAACAGCUGGAAGCUGUACGACGUGAGAACAAGAACUUGGCUGAUGAGGUCAAGGAUCUGUUGGACCAGAUUGGUGAGGGUGGCCGCAACAUCCAUGAGAUUGAGAAGGCCAGGAAGCGCCUGGAGGUUGAGAAGGAUGAGCUGCAGGCUGCUCUGGAAGAAGCUGAGGCUGCUUUGGAACAGGAGGAGAAUAAGGUGCUGCGUAGCCAGCUGGAGUUGUCUCAGGUGCGCCAGGAGAUUGACCGUCGCAUCCAGGAGAAGGAAGAGGAAUUCGAGAACACUAGAAAGAACCACCAGCGUGCCCUGGACUCCAUGCAAGCCAGCUUGGAAGCCGAAGCGAAGGGUAAGGCUGAGGCCCUCAGGCUGAAGAAGAAAUUGGAGGCUGACAUCAAUGAACUUGAGAUUGCUUUGGACCAUGCAAACAAGGCCAAUGCUGAGUCACAGAAGAAUAUUAAACGCUACCAGCAGCAACUAAAGGAUGUACAGACUGCCUUAGAAGAAGAACAGCGCGCACGUGAUGAUGCUCGUGAGCUCCUUGGUAUCUCAGAACGUCGUGCCAAUGCCCUACAGAAUGAACUGGAGGAGUCUCGCACACUACUGGAGCAGGCAGACCGAGGACGGCGACAGGCUGAACAGGAACUGAGCGAUGCCCAUGAGCAACUGAAUGAGCUCUCUGCCCAGAACACAUCAAUCUCAGCUGCCAAGAGGAAACUUGAAUCUGAACUACAGACCCUACACUCUGACCUGGAUGAGCUGUUGAAUGAGGCCAAGAAUUCUGAAGAAAAGGCAAAGAAGGCCAUGGUUGAUGCAGCGAGAUUGGCUGAUGAGCUCCGAGCAGAACAGGAUCAUGCACAAACACAAGAAAAGCUACGCAAGGCACUUGAGACACAGAUCAAGGAGCUCCAGGUGCGUCUAGAUGAGGCUGAGAGUAAUGCACUCAAGGGAGGUAAAAAGGCAAUUCAGAAACUGGAACAGCGUGUUCGUGAGCUGGAGAAUGAGCUGGAUGGUGAGCAGCGAAGACAUGCUGAUGCACAGAAGAACCUACGCAAGUCAGAACGGCGCAUCAAGGAGUUGAGCUUCCAGGGAGAAGAAGACCGUAAGAACCAUGAACGUAUGCAAGACUUGGUUGACAAGCUGCAGCAGAAGAUCAAGACAUACAAGAGGCAGAUUGAAGAGGCUGAGGAGAUUGCAGCCCUGAAUCUGGCCAAGUUCCGCAAGGCACAACAGGAAUUAGAAGAGGCUGAGGAACGUGCUGACCUGGCUGAGCAGGCGAUUUCAAAGUUCCGUGCGAAGGGACGAUCAGGAUCUGCGGCACGGGCAUUGAGUCCAGUGCAUCACAAACCAGCGCCCAGGCCGCAACUUGAUGGCAGCGUCUUCCCGCCACGAUUUGAUCUGCACCCGGAAGGCGAUUUCUAAACCAUUAUUAACAACCCAUGAUUGUAAAAAAUAAAAAUUGCUACAGACGGACAUGAACAUAAAUGAGCCUAUUUUGCGGCGCCUCUUCCAGCAUAUGAUAACUGGAAAAGAAAAGAAAAUAUAUUCAGAGGAAUACAAUUUAAAUAAUGUAAUAACAGCACAUUUAUUUUGUAAUUUAUUUUAUUGUCGAUGAAUGUAUUUAUUAAAUAAUAAUAUUCCAAGUACUGCCCUUGGUGACAGUGGUGCGUGUGAAAGGGAGCCAGAGGGUUGUGAAUGCCAUUCUGAGACACGUAAAUGAUCAACAGCCCUAUGCAUUAUUCUUCGUUCGGUCACAGGUCUCUGGCUCAGUCAGAAGAGAGCGUGGAUGCGAUGCAAUCGUGGCUCACAUUGUAUGCACGUCUUCUUUAAAUGCACCAAUAAAGAAGUUCAUAUCGUUAUUGUA